Molecule: messenger RNA, 947 nt
Organism: Pectinophora gossypiella (pink bollworm)
Lineage: Eukaryota; Metazoa; Arthropoda; Insecta; Lepidoptera; Gelechiidae
Gene: CPH30
Product: pupal cuticle protein-like
Exons: 4
Coding region: 127-789 (220 amino acids)
Source: RefSeq, a predicted model, not a curated record
AUUCCAACGCCGAACUUAGUGGCGAACACUCGCUUAGGCGAAAAUUUCAUAGGCGAGUACUGGCUUUCCAGCAGCGCCUAAGUUAGUUCGUUUGAGAUCUCCAAAACCUAGAAUAUUCAAAUAAUCAUGCAGUCCUUGAUUAUCUUCGCAGCGACUGUCUGCUUGGUAAAGGCGUCGUACUACGCGCACGCGCCAGCGCCGAUCCAGCUGAGCCCGGACGGCAAAUACGUGCUGGAUACCCCGGAGGUAGCGCAUGCUAAAGCCGCACACUUAGCUGCGCAUGCGCAAGCCUCCACCGCGCACGGUGCGUGGGCGCCGGCCAUCGGCGGCUGGGGCGGUCCCGGCCCCGCCGCGUACGGCGCUGGACACUAUGGUGCACCUGCUGCUGGUCUUUACAAAUACGGCCCCGCGCCUCUCGCUCACGACGGCCGCGUCAUAGACACUCCUGAGGUAGCCCACCUGAAGGCGGCCCAUUUGCAAGCCCACGCUAGCGCUUCACACGGAGGGCUCGCCCUCGGCCACGCAGGUCUCGGCCUCGGCCACGCCAUCGGCCCUGUGGCCCCUCUCGGCCAUGGUGGUCUCGGACAUGGCUACGCCGGCGGCUACGGCAAGUGGACUGGCCCUCAGGCUCACAUCCAGUUGACGCACGACGGCCAAUACGUGGUGGACACUCCUGAGGUCCAACAUGCCCGCGCCGCACAUCUUGCCCAGUACGCCCAUGCCGCCCACGCCGCCGCCGCCGCCCCUGAAGAACCUUGGGGCCACGGACCCCAUGGUGGCUGGCACUGAGCACCUCCCUGACCCCUCGCUGACCUUUUAUAUAAAACUCUAGUGAAAAAAUACAAAAAAAUGUUAAACUGUAUAUAAUGAAUGAAUGUAGCAAACUGAAACUGCCACUCUUGUAGAGCGAACAUGAAAAUGUGUAAUAAAAAAAUUUAAUAAUGUUA